AUGGCGCCCUCUACAGUGGUUCCUCUAGAAUUUCACGAUGAAACGAAGUACCGUUUGGUUUCCGGUUUCUUGGGACUCCUCUCUCUGGAGAAGCUGCCGGAGCAGCAACUUUCCUCACCCCAAGGGCUUCCACGAGAUAUAGUUUCACAAUCUUUGGAUCAUGAAGGCCUAUUAAAAAUUAAAACUGAAAUAGAAAAAGAGCCGACAUCUUUAGACAAAUAA
This is a messenger RNA of Echinops telfairi (small Madagascar hedgehog), 222 nucleotides long. RefSeq names its product bcl-2-like protein 13. Gene Ontology annotation, biological process: apoptotic process. The transcript has a single exon. The record is from RefSeq and is a predicted model, not a curated record. Gene Ontology annotation, cellular component: mitochondrion. The coding region runs from base 1 to 222 and encodes 73 amino acids. Lineage: Eukaryota; Metazoa; Chordata; Mammalia; Afrosoricida; Tenrecidae.